Messenger RNA from Medioppia subpectinata, 10802 nucleotides. The record is from the annotation of a GenBank genome assembly. NCBI's taxonomy places the organism in Eukaryota, Metazoa, Arthropoda, Arachnida, Sarcoptiformes, Oppiidae.
AUGAAUAUAAUGAGACGAUUAGUGUCUCAACAGACCAGAGAUGAGAGAGAGUUGUCGUCGUCGGAGACGUCGCUAUCGUUAUCCCAUUUAAACAAACUCUUCGUUGACAUCAAAUCAAACGCACCGCAGAUCGGAUCCAUCGGCUCUUCGCAGCAGAACAACGAGUUCUAUGAACAGAGGAUUUACAAUAUUUUACCACUUUUUUGCAAAGUGUUCUCAGGGAUGUGUUCGCAGACGUCGAGCACCGGUGGCGUGGGCGGCGGCGGUGGCUCUCAUGUGGAUGUGUUCGACAAGUUCUGUGACGUGACUUCGUUCACACAAAUGGUGUCGCGACUGAUGGUGACUGAGAUCAGGCGUCGGGCGAGCAGUAAGACCACCGAAAACGCCUCGCAAGCGAUCGUCGAGUUCUUGGAAAUGACGCCAACACUGGAGUCGCCCUCCGAUAAGAAGGGAUGGACUCUUCUGUCGACACUGAAUCUACUCAUCUGUUCCAACUCAGCGCCGCUCAUCACUAUAAUGACCACAAACUCGUUGACCUCAACGCUCGUCAAGUGUCUGUAUCUGUUCUUCGAUUUGCCGCCCGUUAAUGAUAUGCAGACACAGAGUGGCGGCCAAUCGCCCGAAGAGCUGAAGCCAACAGAGCGGCGACUACUGUUGCAGAAGGUGUUCAGUCAGCUGUUGAUCCGCUUGUGUUCAUCGCAUUCAGCGCUCAUUGAAUUGACCCGAAAAGACGAUUUGGCGCUUCUGUUCAACGCUAUCACCUCCUGGUGUCCGAAACACAACGCUUUGUGGCGAAGAACCGCUUCCGAUGUGAUACUAACGAUGGCGAAGACCAACAAUAUUAACGGCGAGUAUCUUCACGACAAGGGAUGUGUGAAUAUAUUUGUGGAGAAUAUGCAACGAAUGCUAGAAUUGGGCACAACUGGAACCACUGAUAUCGUCGAAAUGCUCAGCACUUUAAUACACUUUCUCUGCGAACUGUCCGUCAAUACUAGCAAUUCAUCGACGGUUAACAUAUUUCUCGAUGACUUUAAGAGCGGUUUUGGGUAUAAUUUUUUGAUCGAUUUUUGUCUUAAAUUGGAACAAAUGCCCGAAGAAGUGGAUUCGUUGAAGCGAUUGGUUUCGUUGAUAACGCAGUUCACGAAAGUGGGCUCACGUGAGCUGAAGCCACGGCCGUUGUCUGUGAACCACUUGUUCAUAAUGGAUGACUUCUCGAUGCCGAGACCCACCACUAAGAAUGCCAUUAAGAACUUGAAUGCAUUCAACGUCUUCCAGACGGUGUGGAUGAGAGCCAAGACAUCCACUCUUCAGGCCAUGAUUUUGGACGCAAUGCUUGUCCUCUACAGAGAAGAUAAGGCCAACUAUUUUAUACUCGACUCUCAGAAUACUUUGAGUCAAUUCGCGGACAAACUUCAGCUGAAAUCAUUGGAAAUACAGGAGCAUUUGUUUACACUAUUGGAAUACGUUGUGUACGAACUGCGAUACGUGCCGUGCAAAGAGCUGAUCAGUAUAUCCAUUAUUAUCAAAUCCAAACAUUCGCUGGAAAGCAGUACAAUAUGUCUGAAGUCAUUGCUAUCGAUACUGAAAUUCAAUGCCAUAUUCUUAGACGUGUACCGAGAGGUGGGUUUACUCGAUAUCAUUGCAUCGCUUCUUAUAUAUUACUCGCAAUCGGACGACAAGGAAAGUGAGCCGCUGUUGUCGUUGAUUGCGGACAAUGUGUUGCAAUUGCUUUCGGGUCCCAAUCAUAACAACUGUCAACUCUAUAACGAAUGCGGAGCCGCGAAACACACGUUUGGUUUCCUAUCAAACAACAAGUGCUCCAAACAAAUACGAAAGAAAGCGUUUCAUAUCAUUCAACAGUUGAUACUAUCGAAUAGCGGCGAAGAACACUUGGCCAACCUCUUGGCCCUAAUGCACAGGGAAUCAGACAUUACCACGAAUUUGAAUCUAAAGUCAUCGAUAUUGAAGUCACUGUUGGUUGUGAUGCGAGAGAACCAUCGCGUGAGAGCUAUAUUCCGAAAAGUGGGCGGAUUUGUGUACGUUAUGUCCGUUUUGGUUCAUAUGGAGGGCUGUCUCGACGGCAAGUCUUGGAAUAAUAUCGAACCCAAGAAGAUAUGGAAUCUGUUGCGGUGUGUGUUCGCAGCGCUGACCACAGCCAUGCGUUACGAGCCCGCGAACGCCCGGUUCUUUGCCCAAGAGAUUUGCGCCUCCAGUCUAACCGAUUCCAUACGACUUCUCGGAUGCUUUUGCGUCGAAAAUGAUUUGUCCGACACGUCUGGAGCCGAGGAAACAGAGUUCGAAACGCUGUUUAACUGUUCGCUCAACGAUUUGCCGCCAAAGAAGUCGAUGACACGAUCGGAAUCGGCGUGUCUUCUCAUGCGACUACUCUAUGAUAUGACUCUCGAUAUAUCAGACAAAUGCUCGACAAAUGCGCAAACCGUUACUCAAAAGGUUUCGUCCAAUACUCAGCCGACGGGAGGUUUGGGAGCCAAAAGGCCUCCGCACCUAAUGCUGUCGCCCUCGGCUUCGGAUCCGCCACUCAUUGUUCACUCAUCGGUCUUAAUAUCGAUGUUUCAAUUGAUUCCAUCGAUUCCGGACCAAAAUCUUCGCAUAUAUUUGAUGGAAGUGUUACGUCGACUACUGAAGAGUGAACGCAAUCAACAAGUGAUGUGUGAAAUCAAUUUAGUGACAGAGAUAUUGAUGGAUAGGUAUAACGAGGCACUCAUUAACGAAAAUCAUUCAUUGCAUACAUCGGCGCAAUAUAUACUCGAAAGACUUUCCGCACAACAAAUUCAACCCAAAGAACUCAGGGCAUUCCUCCGUUUGGGUCAACCACUCAAUUGCAUUGCUUUCGAUGAACUCAAUAACGGAAAGCCGAAGAAUCAGCGAAACGGCGGACCAAUCGCUUUGACACGAAUUAAGACAAUCGUUAGUAUGACUACACCUAAAGACGGUACGAGUCAUCACUUACUUCAGCCGCCAUUUGUUGAGUUCGAUAUGAAUCAGGAGGGCUUCUCGUCGCUGUUCCUGCCGUCGAUCGCACCGAUCAGUCUGAGUGGUGGCACAUCGGGUGCGGGCAAUCUGUUGACCGGUGCUAUUGUGGGCAACUCUGACGUACCCGUCAGUGUGAAUGGAGGCAUAGGAACGGGCGAAAGGGCUUUCCCACCGCAGUCUGGCUUCACGUACUCGACAUGGAUUUGUGUGGAGAAGUUCUCCACCUCUUCCAGCGAUGAGUCCCAUAACGUACGGCUACUCACUCUAUACAGAGCCUCACAUUCCGGUCAAGAAUACGCCUGUUUUCAGCUACAGAUCGCCGCCAGAGAUAAGGCACUACUCAUAUCGACCCAAGAGAUCGCGAUCUUUGGCGACGCUGAGGUCGGAUCCAGUGGUUUCCCGCACUCUUUCGACGCCGACCAUCACCUGAGAGUUUGGUCGCCUGAACUCAUACAAGAGGGUCAGUGGCAUCACAUCGCCGUUAUCCUCAAUCGAGCGCUACUCAAGAACUCAACGGUCAGUGUUUACAUCGACGGCCAACUGAUCGCUAGUCAGAAAUUGCAUUACAUAUCGUCAGUCGCGGGCGGAAUCAGCGGUAUUUCCAACGCUAGUCCGGCGUAUGUCAACGGUUUCAUCGGAACACCUCCUCAAUGGCGCAAACAGUCGCGUCUGGUGUGGAAACAGGGAGUCUGUCAUCUGCUGGAAGAGCCCCUCAACUCGAUGUUCGUGGCGUACAUCAACUCUCUGGGACCCAACUAUAUCGGCAGCUUUCAGGGCGUCACUCACGCGCUGGCCGUACAACAGAUACAGCAACAGAUCUCUGAGGACCGCAUUAUAUUCGGCCUCAACGCGAGGGCCACUUCGGCCAUGACUUUGGCCAAAAUGCGAAGAGUUUACUCCCGUUUCGAUUGCCGACAGAUAUCGAAACUUCUGGGUAUAUCGACCCACGAGAACGCGACCCCAAUCUAUGUGUUGCACAACUCGGCGGGACAUCUGUGCGGACCGAGCCGUUCGUUGGGCGGUAUAUUGAUAGGCAAUAUCGGCGCGCGUUGUUUUGUGCCCAAACCGGUGGCCGUCACGUGCAGUGACAUCGGCGGCGCGACUCUGCUGUUGGGUCUGAUCGCCAACUCGCAGGACGUGGAGUCGCUGUACGCCAGUGUCAAAGCGUUGGUUUGCGUGAUUCGCACCAAUCGUGAGCUCCAGUUGGAAAUGGAGAGAAUCAAUGGAUACCAAACACUGGCGAUGCUAUUGAGACGGAAGCGCCAGUUCCUCAACUCACACGUACUGCACCUGUCGUUCAAUCUGAUCGGCACUCUUGAUAUCAAGCGCUCCAAUGACACGGCGAUGGAGAUCCAGCGCAUCGGCGCUUUCAAAGACCUAUUGGCCGAUCAGUUGGAUCUUUGGGCGCAAAACGAGUUAUUGAAAUCACUUUUAGAGCAUUUGAACGAAUUGUUGCUCGACUCGAGCCAUCACUCGACUGAAAGCAAAUCAAUUAAUCUUAAAGUAUUACGCGAUAUGUCUUUAUUGCCAAAACUUCUUAACCUCACGCGUGAGAUACGUAUCACUGAUCCCAAGAUUCUGGCACUCAUUUACUCCAUUUGUUAUCGACUUUUGAAUCAAACGUCAAGACAUUCUGAUCUCUUAUAUUUCGGUCAAUUCACGGCUUCACUACUUCCGGCCAAUAAUGAGGAGAAGUCCGAAGACAUCAUUGAAUUGAGGAAUUCAUUGCUGAAGAUAUGUCUUCAACUCAUGACCCGAAGUCAACAGUUGGCCAUAAAUCACGCCAUUCAAGAGGAAUUGUCCCGAAUAUUGGGAUUCGAUUGGUUCCUGCUAUUCCUCCAGAGCUCACUCCAUAAGGAAACGGUGACCAUUGGUUUAGUGAACCUCAUGGUUGUCAUAUCGAACCUAACCCUAUAUACAAAAUUCAAAGAGGGCUCGUCUAAUGGCGGAUGGCUUAAGGACACGGAGGCAGUGCUCGAAAGCCGAUUCGGUGUCCAACUGUUGGGCUUUAAUGUGAACCCGAGUUCUACCGCCAGUUCGAUGCAAACGGUUCUGACCAGUCGUACGACUGGUAUGAAAAUGAUUCGCAACGACUUGCUAUCGAUUCCGGGCUUUCUAUACCUGAAUUGGUUGAUGUCAUCACACGUACAACAGCCCAAAGUAUAUCUAGUCUUAUUUCAGGCCCUCAUUGGCCACUACCAGAGCUUAUCGGCCACUGUCUUGGAGUCCAUCGAGACCUUCGAACAGUUGAGUUUAGACAACCUCUGGAAGUGUCUGUUUAGUGAAUCCAACGCCCGAUACGCGCAUUCGGGCGGUCUUUGCUGUAAAGAUCUCUCGAUAACCAUAUUAUCGAUGAUUCACACAUUGAUAUGGGAUUCGGACGACAAUUUCACAGACUUUCCCACAAUUCUCGUGCAAUUCAUUAUGUAUUUGUAUCACAACCGCAAAGACUUUCAAACGUUUUGUCAGUCGAACUCCGAGUUUAUAUCAUCGCUGUGUCAGACAGUGAUCGCCGAUGAAUGCGGACAAAACGCGGCCAAAGAGUCUACGGACACGAAAGUGUGUGUUUUGACCACACAUUCGGCAAAGAAGCACAUAAUGGACUUCAUUCGACUCAUUAUCAUAAACCUGAUCAGCAGUCAAAACAAUAACACGAUUCGUCCGAUUCCUAUCUUCGAGCAGUUUUUGGAGGGCUUUUCGAGCUGUAAAUUAGCGCAAACAGAGCUCAUCGCCUCACUUCUGGAGCACAUGACCUCUUUGACUGAGUUUAUGUCCCAACAGUACGACUCAUCCAAUUAUAUGCCACAACAGCAACAGAUGGCCUCAUCUAAUAUUGUUGUCUUCAUCGCUAUAGUGGUCGACAAGUUAUGGCAGGACUGCUAUCUCCGCGACCGUAAAGAGAUACUCGACUGCGAACUCAAACUCAUGACCCGUAUUAACGUGGGUUCGCCGGCGCCGCCGACCACUUCCAAGUCCGGCAAGUCUUCGGUCUCCUCUUCGCUCUCCGAACUGAAUCUGUUGUACAAGUCGUUGAACCGAACGGUACUCUAUUUGCUGUCCCGUCCGUUGGAGUCCAUAUCGGAUCGCAUUUCAAUGCUGGAAGUGUUGCAACGCAUUCACACCAAUCGACAGCUGAUCCUAAUCUCGUCGUGCAAUACGGACUCCGAAUUCUUCGUGUGUCUCACCUAUUGUUUGCUUCAACUCAUAGACGAGGCGAAGAUCUCGCUGUCGGCCAAAUCGCGCACCACAUGGCACGUGGCUUCAGAAGCGGGCGGACAGAUGGCCGACGCCGAUGAGGGCGCUCUACUCAUCGCUUCGGUGGCCAGAAAAAUAUGGGACGAAAUAUAUUUGUCUAAAAGACAACUCUUGGAAGAGACACUUAAAGUGAAUUUAGCGCCAAAUACGCCGGCGUUUGGCUUAACGUCAAUCACGCCAGAGAUCUCAUCGCUGAGAGAAGCCCUUUACGACCCGACGCUUAAAAUUUGGGUCAAUUAUAUUGAAUACGAACAGCAAAGGCAGAGAAGACGCGCCGCCGGGAACUCGUCGCUCGACUCGCCGUCCGUCUCGAGUCCGACGGCUAUUAUAACGGAAAAGUUGGCAAAUAUUAAUAAAUUCAAUUCAUUGGUCUCAAAGUCUGCCGGCGGUCUGGUCUCUAAGAUAGUCGGCGGAACCACUGGUGUGGUGUCUGGAGUGGUGAACACAGCGGUCAGUGUGGGCGCCGCCGCUCGGAAAGAGGCGUUCCGUAAUUCAGUGUCCGACUCGUUAGUUCAGGGAACGACUCAGCCCUGGCUUUUGAUGACUAAAAGCGAAGUGAUUCAGUGGACAGCAAUACAUCUGUCAAUUAUCAACGAUUUCAUUGAAUUGCAAUUAAAGCAAAAAAUUCAGUCCGACUUUCAUCUAAUGAAAUAUGUUUACGACGACUGGAUUGUCGCCGAAUACGAUCUUCUGGUGAGAGAGCGCGCCAUUUGGGGACCCGAUUACGGGUCCAAAUGUUUGGACAAAUGGAAGUUAGAUAUGACUGAAGGCCCGAAUCGGAUGCGAAAGAAACUGAUCCGAAACGACAUGUUUUACUCCCACUAUCCCUAUAAGCCUGAGUACGAAGGGAUGGACGCGAAAGCGUUGAAGUUUAAGCUUCCCAUUAGUAGCGAUUCAAAAGAGUAUUACAAACGCUUUCGCGCAGAGAAUAACAGCCUUAUAGAUAAGGGUUGUUUCGAUCAGACCAUCGAUGACGUGAUGUCAGUCAUACCGGCCAACAGCGAGACCACAUUCCCGGGCAUCAAAACCUCGUCUCUGUUGCCAUCGAAGUCAUCGUCCGAUAAUGAGGACCAAUACGUGUCGGACUUGAAUCAAGAAUCUCAGGACAGAGACGCGGACCCAUUCGGGUUUGUGGACAUCAGUUCGGAAAUGGCUCGACCGGACUCGUCGGCGAGUGACCGCUUCGAACACGACGUGGAGAUGCAAACAGUGCUCCGACUGUUAGAAGAGGGCGAACGCAUAUCGCAUAUGUUUCGUGUGGCGAGGAUUCAGGGCUUAGACACUUACGAAGGACUGCUGCUCUUCGGUAGAGAACACUUCUAUCUCAUCGAUGGCUUCACUUUACUUAAGACCCGAGAGAUUCGCGAUAUCGACUCAUUGCCCGCUAAUAUGCACGACCCGAUAGUCCCGAGUUCUUCGCCGCGUAAUAGCAUUUCCGGCGGAAGUAAACAAAGGAAUACAAAGAAGACUUGCAGUAAAUUUGCGUUCGAAGACAUCAAAGAAGUGCACAAAAGGCGAUACCUCUUACAACCGAUCGCUUUGGAAGUGUUUUCACUCGACGGCCGAAACUCGUUGAUAGUGUUUCCCCGAAAGAUACGGAACAAAGUGUACUCGAGGUUUAUGUCAGUCGCCACUUAUAUCACAGACAGCGCUCAGGACUCGCUUAUGGGACAGAAACGGUCGGCAAACGUGGAAACGGCCGGUAUUUUAAGUAAUAUUAUCGGCGAGACGUCUGUCACUCAACGAUGGGCUAGAGGAGAGAUUUCAAACUUUCAGUAUUUAAUGAAUUUGAAUACAUUGGCCGGUCGUUCGUAUAAUGAUUUAAUGCAAUACCCGGUGUUUCCGUGGAUUAUCGCCGACUAUUCGAGUUCUGAAUUGGAUUUCUCAGAUCCCAACACAUUCAGAGACCUCUCCAGACCAAUGGGCGCUCAAACGCCCGAACGGUUGGAACAGUUUAGGAAACGUUUCAAUGAAUGGGACGCCGACUCUGACAUUAAAGGGUCGGAUGACUUGAUUCAGGGGCCCUAUCAUUAUGGCACGUUUUAUUCUAGUGCGAUGAUUGUGGCCUCAUAUCUGGUCCGUAUGGAGCCAUUCGCGCAGCACUUCCUUCGACUACAAGGCGGACACUUUGAUUUGGCGGACAGAAUGUUCCACUCGAUAGGCGACGCCUGGACCUCAGCCUCCAAGCAUAAUAUGGCGGAUCUCAAGGAACUGAUCCCAGAGUUCUUCUAUUUACCCGAAUUCCUCAUGAAUUACAAUCGAUUUGAUUUGGGAAACAAACAGAGCGGUGUUCAACUCGACGACGUCGUGCUCCCGACUUGGGCUAAGGACGACCCGAGAGAGUUCAUCCGUGUCCAUAGGGCGGCCCUGGAGUGCGAUUAUGUGUCCGCACAUCUGCACGAAUGGAUUGAUCUCAUAUUUGGAUACAAACAACACGGUCCACCGGCUGUGGAAGCGGUCAAUGUUUUUCAUCACCUCUUCUAUGAGGGAAAUGUUGACAUUUACACGAUCGACGACCCGUUGAAGAAGAACGCCACCAUUGGUUUCAUCAAUAAUUUCGGUCAAAUACCUAAACAGUUGUUCAAAAAACCACAUCCGGCGAAGAAGGUGUUCAGUCACUCAACGUCUGUCCCAUUGACUCCGUUGCUGCCAUCAGUUGGUCUCAACUCAGUGCUGAUGAGCAGUUCAUCGCAGGACAAAGUAUUCAUUCAUCAUUUGGAUAAUCUGAGGCCAUCUCUGCAUCCAAUCAAAGAGCUUCGCGGAGCCGUCGGCCAAAUCAUUCAACAGGAAAAGUCUUUAUUAGCGGUCGAGCAGAACAAAGUGCUGAUUCCCACACAAUUCAAUCGAUACAUUGCGUGGGGUUUCGCCGAUCACAGCAUCAGAAUUGGUCCGUACGAGUCGGACAGAGCGCUGUUCAUAUGGGAGAGCAGUCAAUUGCCACCGAAUGGCGAGAUUCUGUGCGCCACAGUUCCCAACCCGAGGAUUAUCGUAACCGCCGGAACCAAUUCAGUGAUCUCUGUUUGGAGGAUCAAAGGAAAAAUGCAAAAUAUGUCACUCAUUCAAAACCUGUACGGACACACAGAACCCAUCACUUGUUUGAGUUCGUCGGCCGUCUAUGGGAUUAUAGUCAGCGGUUCCAGAGAUAAGACGUGUAUUAUUUGGGAUUUAAAUCGUUUGAUUUUUGUCAGACAAUUGGGCGGCGGACAUAAUCUGAUACAUACGGCGCCCAUCGCUGCCAUUGCCAUCAAUGACCUGUCAGGAGACAUAGCGACGUGUGCCUCCAAUUGGCUCUAUUUGUGGUCAAUAAACGGCGAUCUAAUCGCGAGCGUCAAUACCCUAAACAUCUCAUCGAUGUCCCAAUCGAUGUCCACCACUCAAGUACUGUGUGUCGCCUUCUCUACGUAUAACGAAUGGGAUUCGGCUAACGUUAUAAUGACCGGCUCUUCCGAUGGUGUGGUCAAGAUGUGGUCCAUUGACUACAUUCAGGUGCCCGUCGACGACGACGACAAGUCGGACCGAUCUUCCAAUACGAGCGUAUCGUCGACUCCGACCGAUGUCUGCAAAAACGAUUCGUCGCUCACUAUUCCCGUCUCGAAGGAUGAGAUCGUUCGGCGCCUAUCCAUAGCGUCGGCCACUGCGGAGAGCAAUAAGGGAGACGACGACGAGUCCACCGAAGGCAACGCCUCCUCACCCGAAGACAAAGAUAACGAUUGGGAUCUCUUGCAUAUCGAGGCGUCGGACGAAGUGCCCGCCCUAUCGCUACCCCAUUCCAAGUCAGCCGCCAUUUUCAUCACUCCAAUCGCCAAAUCCUCGCCACCGACUGAACACAAAUCGCUGAAACCAAUGCCAAAGACUUUGACCUGCGGUUUGACGCCAUCGCUAGAGGUGCCCAAAAUCCGUACCUCAAAGUCCGACACAUCGCUCUUCGACUCGUUUAUAAUCGUUAACGAAAGCGAAUGCAAUCGAAACCGAUUGCAAUCCAAUGCUGUUCUCAAAGCCGGCCAUAAAUGGAUCCCAAAACUUGUGUUUCGUUCAAAGCUAACAAUGCAUACGGCGUUUGAGCGCAACGACAACACCGAACCGGCGGCCAUCACAGCCCUCGCCAUCUCUAAGGAUAAUAAGACAGUGUUUGUCGGCGACGCCAGGGGUCGGGUCUUCUCGUGGUCUGUGAGCGAAGGCAGGGGUGUAUCCGACCAUUGGGUGAAGGAUGAAGUGGUCGAGAGCUGUACUAAUUGUGGCACAAGAUUCACGUUUUCUGAACGAAGACAUCACUGCAGGAAUUGCGGUCACGUCUUCUGUUCAAAGUGUUCAAAGUUUGAAUCGGAAAUAAAACGUCUAAAGAUCUUAAAACCGGUGAGAGUUUGUCAGAACUGCUGGUCUAACCUUCAGUCCCAACAGUCACUAUCACCGACUCUUCGGCCCAAAUGAAUGUCAAAGUGUUUGUGAAAAUUUUAGACACAAAAUAAGUAGAUUUUGCGCAAAAUUUUGAGAUAUAUUUUUGUGUCCAUUCGAGUCAUAUCUUAGCCACUAAUUCAUAGCAUUCCUAUUAAAUU